Salvia splendens (bonfire salvia) is the source of this 825-nucleotide messenger RNA. Its product is annotated as diacylglycerol kinase theta. Lineage: Eukaryota; Viridiplantae; Streptophyta; Magnoliopsida; Lamiales; Lamiaceae. The transcript has a single exon. The record is from RefSeq and is a predicted model, not a curated record. Bases 1 to 825 code for a protein of 274 amino acids.
AUGGGCAAGAUUGAGGCUGAACCUCAUAUCACUCACUUCAGCCACCCUCAUCCAUUAAACCUCAAAUCCAUCAACAUCUCCGAUCCAAACACAACCAAAUGCUCGGCCUGCCAGAAACCGGCCACGGGCCUCGUCUACAGAUGCGACUCCUGCAGCUACACCCUUCACAAUAUCUGCUCCGAGAUGCCCGAGAAACUCAACCACAAGGCUGACAAGAAGCACAGCCUGACCCUGCUCCCGGCCCCCGCCUACUCAACGGGAUCCUUCCACUGCAACGCGUGUGGCGUGGCUGGCACGAGCUUCUGCUAUCACUGCGGAGAGUGCGAGCUCGACUUACAUCCAGCGUGCGCUUUCACGCGCUCCUCGGUCAAGGGAGGGGCCCAUCACCACCCGCUCCAGCUCUGCUUCGAGCCUCCCUAUCCAGACAAGGCCUUCGUCUGCGACGUCUGCGGCGGAUCCGGGUCGAACCACUGGCUCUACCGGUGCGAGGAGUGUGGGUUCGACGCGCACCUCAAGUGUGGGAGAGCGGAUAAGGUGCGACAGCCUAAGAAGGAUCAUGAAAGGCCACAGCAGUAUUCUAGUUCGAGAAGUGUGAGCAGCCAACAAGGCGUUGCUGCUGUUGCAAGUCCAGCAGCGAUGUAUGAUCAGCAGUACCAUCAGCUGCAGAGAUAUAAUACAGCGCCGCCGGUGGUAUAUUACGUGCAGCAGCCGACGAGGAGGAACGAGACCGUGCGCAACGUUGUAAAUAGUGUGAUUGAAGGUUUAAUUGAAGGAGCGGCUAAUCAAUUAGGGCAGGCUUUGAUACAAGGUGCAAUGGGUAAUUGA